Molecule: messenger RNA, 1445 nt
Organism: Cucumis sativus (cucumber)
Lineage: Eukaryota; Viridiplantae; Streptophyta; Magnoliopsida; Cucurbitales; Cucurbitaceae
Product: probable nucleoredoxin 3
Exons: 4
Coding region: 101-1276 (391 amino acids)
Source: RefSeq, a predicted model, not a curated record
UUCAGAAUUUGAAGGAUCUGAAACUUUGGUUAAUAGCAUAUCCCAUUUUUCUGGGCAUCCAAUUCUCUCUGGAAAAUUGCUUUUUCAAACUCCAAUUCUAAUGGCAGGGCCUGAUUACAAAGCCAAUCAAGACAAGGAUGAUUUUCUGCAGCUUUUGGCAGUUCUAGGAGUUGAUUUCCUUCUCUCUGGUGAAGAAAAGGUAUCCCCAAUAUUAUGUGCAGGGAAGAUGAUUUGCCUAUUCUUUUCUGCAAACUGGAGUAGACCUUGUAGGACUUUCACUCCACAGUUGGUUCAACUCUACAACUCUUUGCAAAAGAGAGGUGAAAAGCUAGAGAUUAUCUUCAUCUCUUUGGACCAUGACAAAAAUGAAUUUGAACAAUACUUCAAGACUAUGCCAUGGCUCGCUGUGCCGUUGAACGACAAGUUGCAGAAACAAUUGUGCGGCAAGUACCAUGUCGAUUGCAUUCCAUCGUUUGUUCCGCUUUGCGGAGAUCACAUUUUGAAAGAAGAUGACUUGAUUGGCUUCCUUGAAGAUUAUGGGGCUGAAGUAUUUCCUUUUACAAGGAAAAGGAUGCAAGAACUUAAGGCUAUGGAUUGUGCCAAACGUGUAGAAGGAAGACUUGAAGAACUCUUUGGGAACAGAGGAUAUAACUAUGUUAUUUCUAGUCAUGGCGGCAAGACACAAAUAUCUCAGCUAGUUGGAAAGACAAUAGGCCUUUAUUUUGGAGCAUAUUGGAGCCCUCCAAGUCGUUCCUUCACAGCAAAACUAUCUAAAGUAUACAAAGAAAUCAUGGACAAAACAGAGAAUCAUCACUCCUCCUUAGAAGUAAUCUUCGUCUCCACGGACCGAAACCUCGACGAAUUCAAACUCAACAUAAUGGACAUGCCAUGGCUGGCUAUCCCUUACGAGGACGAGACCCGGGGAGACCUCUACAGGAUAUUCGACGUGAAGGCUAUCCCAACACUAGUCCUGAUCGGGGCAGAUGGAAAGACGUCGAGUGAAAACGGAAGAGGGUUGGUAUGCUUGUAUGGAGCAGAGGCAUUCCCAUUUACAGCAGAAAGAAUAUAUGAGUUGGAAAGAGCAGUGAAAAAGGAAGGAGAAGAUUUGCCUUCAAAAGUGGAGGAUAUAAAACAUGAACAUGUUCUUAAAUUGGAGUUUGCAAAAGCUUAUGUUUGUGAUUUUUGCAAAUUACAAGGAAGGUUUUGGGCAUUUUCUUGUCAUAUUUGUGAUUAUGAUCUUCAUCCAACUUGUGUUCAGCUCACAAAUAAUGUAUAAAAGUAGAGAUAAAGUUAGGAAGAGAAAAGAAAUCUAAGGCAAACUUUGAAUUUUGCUUUUCAUUACUGGACUACGUGUCAAAUCCUAGUAAUGUAGUAUUCGAUAAAAGUCAUUUUUUGUUUUGGACUUUCAUGGAAGCAAUAAUUUAGUCUCAAAAUUUUAAGUAGUA